This is a messenger RNA of Penicillium manginii, 216 nucleotides long. RefSeq lists its product as uncharacterized. Bases 1 to 216 code for a protein of 71 amino acids. The transcript has a single exon. The record is from RefSeq and is a predicted model, not a curated record. NCBI's taxonomy places the organism in Eukaryota, Fungi, Ascomycota, Eurotiomycetes, Eurotiales, Aspergillaceae.
AUGGGACCCGAGGCUAUCUCAUUCUACGCGCCCAGUAUACUUAGCAAGCAAGAUAACAGGACAAGAACAUGGGAUAUCCUAUGCAUCCAUGUCCAUGGCUGCGCAAUCAUUGCCCUAUGGUACAAGGCCGAGGUUCCAGAUAGCGCCCUGUUACACACCAUGGUGCCGCCCAUGCUGGAUUCUGGCGCGCGGAUUCUUGAGACACAUAUUGUCUGA